Ornithodoros turicata is the source of this 3359-nucleotide messenger RNA. RefSeq names its product sodium-coupled monocarboxylate transporter 1-like. Gene Ontology annotation, biological process: transmembrane transport; sodium ion transport. Gene Ontology annotation, molecular function: symporter activity. The record is from RefSeq and is a predicted model, not a curated record. The coding region runs from base 289 to 2145 and encodes 618 amino acids. Gene Ontology annotation, cellular component: membrane. The transcript is spliced from 16 exons. NCBI's taxonomy places the organism in Eukaryota, Metazoa, Arthropoda, Arachnida, Ixodida, Argasidae.
UAUCUGUUACAACGGACUAUCAAAGAAGAGUUAUAAAGUAUUACGACGCAGAACUUGGCUUCGGAGAGCUUCUUUAUCUGCAGGGUUAAGAUAAAAAGUCAUGCGGGGCUAUACGCAUCGUGCACCGUGGUUCGAAAGCUGGCUCCAGACAACUCGUUCUGCAUUUGAGGUAUAACCGCGGCGCAAUACUGCAGAGCGUCUUGCGUCGAAUCCUGUAUUCGUCUCGUUGGUGGACCACGUGUGGAAGCAAAAAAAAAAAAAAGAAAAGAAAAACGGACUGCAACAGGCAUGACAGCAACCAGACACUUCAGUACUUGGGACUACGUCGUGUUCGGCGGUCUACUCUGCGCCUCUUCUGCCAUAGGAAUCUACUACGCUAUAAAGGCUACGAGAAAUAAAUCAUCCGCCGACCAUUAUGUUCGGGGUCACUCCAUGAGCGCUACCAGUGUGUCCCUGUCUCUUCUUGCCAUAGCAGCGUCUCCACUGACGCUUCUGGGGACCCCGACGGAGAUGUACGUGUUCGGCGCUCAGUUCUGGGUGGUGGUCUUCUCUUACUUGAUAACGAUACCGGUGACGGCGUUUGUCUUUGUUCCCAUCUAUCAUAACAAUAAAGUCACCAGCUGUUACGAGUAUCUGGAACUACGCUUUAAUCAUAUAUUACGGACGGUGUGUUCGGUCGGGUCGGGGAUCCAGACGGUCGUUUAUACCAGUAUCGUCCUGUACGGACCAGCGCUAGCACUUCAAGCAGUCACUGGUAUGGACGUCUGGAUUUCGGUGCUGUCUGUUGGUGCAGCCUGUACUUUCUACACAAGUCUUGGCGGCAUUAGCGCUGUUGUGAUGGCAGACGUGUUCAUGAGCUCCGUCAAGUACGGCUCCAUCCUACUAAUCGCCGUCAAAGGAACCAUGGACGUUGGAGGCAUUGAGGAAGUCUUCCGAAAAGCCAUGCAGUCUGGAAGGCUUCACAUUGACGAUUUCCGUGCAGACCCCACAGUCCGUCACUCAGUGUGGUCCUUGGUGUUUGGAUCCUCGGUACUGUGGCUCACAUUGUACGCAGUGAACCAGGGAUGGGUACAGAAGUACAUCAGCAUGCGAGAUGCCCAAACUACCAGGAGGGCGUUGUGGGUGAACUUAGUGGGCAUCAUCGCUCUUCAAACAAUUCUCAGCUUCGUGGGCCUCGUCAUCUACGCCAAGUACAGUGACUGUGACCCGCUUGCCACCAAAAUGAUUUCCUCGGCGGAUCAGCUUGCUCCUCUGCACGUGAUGGACACAUUGGGCGCGAUUCCUGGAUUGUCCGGGUUCUUUGUCGCUGGUCUCUUCAGCGGAGGAUUAACGUCUGGAGCAGCUGCCAUUAGCUCUAUGGCGACGACGACGGUGGAAGAUAUUGUGAAGUCUUAUAUCAAACCUGAUAUCAGCGACCGGGCAGCUCUUGUGCUGAUGAAAAUACUGAACCUGCAGAACAGAACAUGCCAUAAAUUGUCACUUACAGCGAUAUUGCUCGGCGUAACGAUUGUGGUUAUGGUGUACGUUUCUCAGCAACUGGGUGGCAUCAUGCAGGCUGGUCUCACCGUUCUUGCCAUCGUAGGAGGACCUGUCUUCGGGGUCUUCUGUUUAGGAAUAUUUGUGCCAUUCGCAAACAGUACGGGAGCUAUAGUUGGCCUCUUCAGCGGUGUCGCAACCGUGUGUUGGAUCUCUAUUGCGGCCUUCAUAAAGAAACCAAUGUACCCAAUGCCACCCGUGUCAGUGGACGGCUGUUUGGACUUGUACUUCAACGUCACUGGUAAUCUUGCCCUGCCUUCCACAGACAUCUUACGGCAUAACUCAAACAUCGAAUACAUCUACAGGAUAUCGUACUUUUGGUACGGCCCCAUUGGAACAAUCUUGGUUCUUGUUGUAGGUACUUUGGUCAGCCUUGCAACAGGGCCCACGAAGUUGACAGCUGUGGACGAGAAGCUGCUCAGUCCACUCUGCUUUCGGCUGGCUCAGAAAUGGCGAAAAAAUAGCGAGGAUAAAACUCACAAGGGCGGUGACCAUAAGCAGGCGGUGACAGCAGACCCAGUUGCCCAUGGGUGUGUUGCAUCGGCAAACGGCGGUACGAUGGCAUCGUCACUGCGAUCUUAUCCGGAGGUCCUAGGAGUUAGCCUUUGACACAUGAGUGGGAAUAGGGCAUUUCUCUUGCGUUCCUUUAACUUCGUGGUAACAUGACGGCCAAGUCCGAAGCUGGCACUUGUUUCUCGUACAAUGUUAUUACUUAUUACACAUCUAGCCCUAUACGUGUGCGCAUUAUGUGCAGUAAGACGUGUCGUGGGACUUGGGCUCGUUGGUAAAUCUGCAUAAUGAGAAUCACUCCGAUUUGUUCAUGUUGUCCUCGUAUCUCUUGUUUCUGUGACUCUUACCAUUCCAUUUAGCAUAACGCAGGGUCUCGGAUUCUAGUCGCCAUUGUUUUUCGGUCUGUCUAUUCGCGAUUCCAAUGAACAGGACAUACCUAUCGACAUCUCCAGGACAUCCUGAGGAUGUCCUGAACAGGAUAUGAGGACAUCCUAGGGACAUUCAAGUCCCUCACGACACAUGAUUAGUGAAAAAAUGGCUAGGAAGCAAGCGAGCUGGUGAAGAUGAUGCAUAAUGUAAAAAACCCCGAGACUAGGGAACACGAAGGGACAGACUUCGUGUUUGUGUCUGUCCCUUCGUGUUCCCUAGUCUCGGGGUUUUUUACAUUAUGCAACAUGAUUAGUGUUGGAACGAAUGUACGCAGGAAUGUCAUCCCAAAUUUAAGUAGCAGAGGAGGAAAGCGAAAAUUGGACCAAUUAACAAUUUGUCAUUCACAUCCAUGCAAAGAAUUUCUUCCUGCACUGUGCUGUUGAGGCAUUGCUUCUUACCUGCUGUGCCACUGCAGCUUCGACAAAUCAACAAAGAAACUGCAAAACUCUUGGCAUCAUCAGAUAGGCGUACUCUCUCCCAAGGAUAUGGAAGUACUGCAGACUGUACUUGAAGGUGCUCUUGAACUAAGCGCGAAAGGGCAUGAGGAACUCGCUGCCAAUCUGCCCGCUAAAGCAAUUUAUUUGGGAGAUCAUGACGCCAUCCCACCCAACGAAAAGGUUGUCAAGCAGCGUCAGCUUUUGUGAACAAAAGAACUGCAAAGGACAAAUCUUAUAUGGUGCUACAAAACAUGAAAUGACUACAGAGCAAACAUGUUUCGCAAAUGGGCGCUUCCUACCUUUAUUGUUAUAACAGGGAACAGUUUCAGUUAACUGUAAACAUACCGUGCAGUACGGUACAACUAUUACUUACUGUGUUUGAAGCAAGUUUAUUGUGAACUUGUCUCCAGUAUUGUAUGCUCAAAUAAAGUUGUCAUCUCAUAAUAA